UUACACAAACGUAAACUUUGUCGACUUAACUCUAGAGCUGAGUUGGAUAUGAAUACGAUAGACUUUUAAAAGUAAUGAAAUCAAAUUCAAAUCUUUUAUCUGCAUAACAAACUAAUCACAAUGACCACCGUUCCACCGAUUAGUCCGUCACGUUCUUUUAUCUUUCUCAUUGUUUUCAUCCACCUCCCCGUUUGUAAUUUCAAAGAUUCCAUUCCUUUCCGUUCUUAUCUUGAUAUUUAUUUUAAAUUCCUACAAAACCUCCCACCCUUCUGCUUAUUACACGAGCAAAGUCCAAUGUAUUUAAGUACUUUUGUUGCAUGCAUAUUUUAUUUAUGACUACUCAUUAACUUUGAGUACUUGUUCAUCAGAUCAUAUAGAUUACACAAAUGGAGCGUAGUAAUCGCGGGAGACAAGGCCGUGGCAGAGGCAGAGGUGGAGGAAGAGGAGAAAAUAAUUAUCAGUACUUCCGAAAUGGCGGUGCAGGUGACCAUAGCCAGAAUGGUCAGUUUCAGAAUGGUGGUGGCGGCAAUGGUUACUGUCAUCAGUAUAAUCAGAAUGGUGGCAAUGGAUACUGUCAUCAGCCAGCUGGAAGAGGAGGAUAUUAUGGUGGCGGCGGUGGUGGUGGAGGUAGGGGUGGGAAACAGCUGCGGAGUAAUCAACCACCAUGUCAGUGGACUCAGAAGGUCCAAAAUGGAGGUGGACCUCCCUCGGCUGUGGUGGGGACUGCUGUUUUAGCUCCUGCUCAUCCUCAGACAAGUGAUGCUAAGAUUCUUACUGAUGUGAAGCAGGUACAAGUAUCAGAUAGUCCCCCUUGUUCAGAGUAUAAACUUGUGCCGAUGAGAAGGCCUGACAAGGGCGGUCUGGUUGCUGUGAGGCCAUCCCGCCUUCUCGUCAAUCAUUUUCCUGUGAUGUUCGAUUCACAAAACACCAUAAUGCACUAUGAUGUGACUGUUAAACAAGAGGUUGCUCCUAGGAGCCGGGCUGCAAAGAAAGCAAUCCCAAAAUCUGAUUUGAUUUUAAUCAGGGAGAAGCUUUUCUCUGACAAGAGCAAAGGAUUUCCAAUGCAGAUGACUGCAUAUGACGGCGACAAGAACAUUUUCAGUGCUGUCGUGCUUCCUACAGGGUCAUUCAAGGUCGAGUUAUCUGAGGGCGAAGACAAAAACAGUCGUACUUACACAUUUACAAUCAAGCUUGUAAAUGAGCUUAAACUCUCCAAGUUGAAAAACUAUUUGUGUGGAAACCUUAUGAAUAUGCCUCGUGAUAUACUUCAUGGGUUAGAUUUGGUAAUGAAGGAGAAUCCGUCUAAGCAUAGGAUUUCCAUUGGUCGAAGCACAUAUUCGAGGGAAUUUAGGAGAGAAGAUGACUUGCGGUGUGGGCUUGCAGCAUUUAAAGGCUUUCAGCAAAGUUUAAAGCCAACCUCCCAGGGACUAUCAUUGUGUUUAGACUACUCAGUCUUGGCAUUUCGCAAGCCACUGCCUGUUGUAGACUUCCUUAAAGAGCAUCUCAGAGGUUUCGUAGGGGUAAAUGAUAUCAGAAGGUUGAAAAGAGAUGUGAUAUUUGCAUUGAAGGGAUUGAAAGUAAAUGUCACUCACCGAAUCACGAAACAGAAGUACACUAUAUCAGGACUGACAGAUCAGAACACCAAGGACUUAACAUUUCCUCUUGAGGAUCCAGAAGGCAACAAUCCACCAACAAGAGUUAGUCUUGUGGAUUAUUUCAGACAGAAAUAUAGAAAGGAGAUUAUGUAUAAGGACAUUCCCUGCUUAGAUGUGGGAAAGAAUCAUAGAAAAAAUUAUGUUCCUCUGGAGUUCUGUGUUUUGGUCGAGGGGCAGAGGUAUCCGAAGGAGAAUUUGGAUAAAGAUGCUGCUUUGCUGCUAAAGAGGAUAUCACUGGCCCCUGCGCUGGAGAGAAAGAACACAAUUUGUCAAAUGGUUCGAGCCGAUGAUGCACCUUGUGGCGGGGAGUUCAUAAAGAAUUUCGGAAUGGAUGUUGUGAAGAACAUGACAUCCGUUGUAGGCCGCAUCAUAUCACCUCCUGAUCUAAAGCUCGCCACUCCAGCUGGUAAAAUUCAAGUCAUUAAAGUCGACAAGGAGAAAUGUCAGUGGAACCUUCUCAAAAAUUCAGUGGUGGAUGGAAAAUCCGUUGACCAUUGGGCUUUGAUUGAUUUCAGUUCAUCAGAUCGCUACAAUAGGCUGAAUAAAGAAAAUUUCGUCAGGAGCCUAAGAGGUCGUUGUAAAAAUUUAGGGAUUGAAAUGGCGGAGCCUCUGGCAUCCCGGGCUACUGACAUGCAUUCGUUUACAGAUGUCAACAGACUGAGAGAACUUCUCGAAAAAGUUAUUGACGAAGCCAGGAGAAAGAGCUCAGGUCAGCUACAAAUGAUACUUUGUGUGAUGAGUGGAAAGCAUCCUGGUUAUAAGUACCUUAAAUGGGUUUCAGAGACUCAAAUAGGCGUAAUCACCCAGUGUUGUCUGUCAAGUCACGCGAACAAAGGGAACGAUCAGUAUCUAGCCAAUCUUGCCUUGAAAAUAAAUGCCAAGCUUGGGGGCAGCAAUGUGGAGCUGAAUGACAGUCUACCAUGUCUUGGUGGCGCUGAUCCUGUCAUGUUCGUGGGGGCUGAUGUGAAUCAUCCUGGCGCGUGGAAUCUGACAUGUCCAUCGAUAGCAGCCGUUGUUGCCUCUGUCAAUUGGCCAACUCCUACGCGCUAUGCAGCCAGAGUUUCACCCCAAACUCAUCGCAAAGAAAAGAUUGUGAAUUUUGGAGCCAUGUGCUUGGACCUUGUCAACACAUUUGCUAGACUCAACAAUGUGAGGCCAAACAAAAUUGUGGUGUUCCGCGAUGGGGUGAGUGAGGGCCAAUUCGACAUGGUCCUCAACGAGGAGCUACAAGAUCUAAAAAGCGCCAUCUACGACGACAACUAUCACCCAACAAUCACACUUGUCGUUGCACAAAAACGACACCACACUCGCCUCUUUCUCGAGGACCAAGGAGGCGAUGGGCGCAGAAACAUCUCUCCAGGAACAGUUGUCGACACAGUAGUCGUGCAUCCAUUCGAGUUCGAUUUCUAUUUGUGCAGCCAUUACGGGAGCCUCGGCACAAGCAAGCCCACACACUACUAUGUGCUGUCAGAUGAGCACAAUUUCACUUCGGAUCAGCUGCAGAAGCUCAUAUACCAGCUCUGCUUCACCUUUGCUAGGUGCACUAAGCCCGUGUCUCUUGUGCCCCCAGUGUACUACGCCGAUCUGGUGGCUUACAGGGGACGAAUGUUUCAAGAGGUGGUGAUGGAGAUGCAGUCACCUCGCUCAGCUUCGUCCACAACUUCGUUCACAUCGUCCACUUGCUCCUCGGCGACUUCGUUUGAUGACACGUUCUACAAACUUCACGCGGAACUACAAAAUAUAAUGUUUUUCAUAUGAUAGCCAGUGUCAAAUGAUCUACCUUCUCAAGAUAUUUUUGUCUUUAAUAAGUCGACUUCUGAUUAUUUUUUUCCCAAACAAUAUUUAAUUCAUAUAUUAAUAAGGUCC
Molecule: messenger RNA, 3521 nt
Organism: Daucus carota subsp. sativus
Lineage: Eukaryota; Viridiplantae; Streptophyta; Magnoliopsida; Apiales; Apiaceae
Product: protein argonaute 2
Exons: 3
Coding region: 387-3413 (1008 amino acids)
Biological process (GO): regulatory ncRNA-mediated post-transcriptional gene silencing
Cellular component (GO): cytoplasm
Molecular function (GO): RNA endonuclease activity; protein binding; RNA binding
Source: RefSeq, a predicted model, not a curated record